GAAAUAACAAUAAUACUGGUGGUAUUGUUUAAUUCGAUAAUUGAAUUACUUACGUAAUUAAUUGAAUCGUGCCGUAACCCUCUUCAUAGCAUUGUUUUGCCUGGGUGCACUAAGAUAAUGUUUUAUCUCUAUCAGUCUGAUGGUGGCGGUGGGACGGUCUCAUACAAGGCUAUUAGUUGCCUAGAAACAAGAAAACAAAACAGCAAAACAGCACCGAGAUGACUGUGCAUUAACCGAGCCGUUUAAACAAGCGAACCACCUCAGACUCUGCCAGACCAAGUAUCUGUACGAGGCCCAGUGGGGUCAAAUACUCACAUUAGAUUUAUUUGUAUUCAUUAUAUACUGAGCGCAAAUUAACACUGGAAAUCCGCCAGUUAACAACGACGUAACGAGCCGUAUCGCGAGAAAGCCCGAGAACAUGGAAACAAGACAACAAAAAUAAAUUUGUGGACAACAAGCCAGAGUGCAUGAUGGCGGCGUCGCUGCUGCGCCGGGACAAGAAAUCCACUGCCGCCCACUUGAAGGCAGACUUAAACCGGACUGACAAUAGCUCCGGGAUCCGACAACUUCAGGAGCUGCUCGACGCUGUGCUAAAUCCCGAAAAAUCAGCGGCGGACACAGAGGCUCUUGACUGGUGUAAAUGUCUAAUUGCAGGAGGCGAAGGUUUCGAGGAGUUCUGCAAAACGGUCCGGUCCUAUGACAACGCGACUCUGUGCGGCUUGGUUUGGACCGCUAAUUUCGUUGCAUAUCGAUGCCGGACCUGUGGCAUCUCCCCGUGCAUGUCACUGUGUGCUGAGUGUUUCAAUAACGGAGACCACACGGGCCAUGAUUUCAACAUGUUCAGGAGCCAGGCUGGCGGGGCCUGUGACUGUGGAGACGGUAAUGUCAUGCGAGAGAGUGGAUUUUGUCGACGACAUCGGUUGAGAACAGGGGAAAAUAUCCCCUCAAUACCUCGAGACCUUCUCUUGAUGUCUGAGAUGGUUCUUCCUCGCUUCAUCCUGUGUAUCAUACAGUACCUGAGGGAUGGAUACAUUGAACCAGACACCUCAACUGAGAGAGAUCUACAGAAAGUCCUGCAGCAGCUGGAGCCUCAGAUCUCUUUCCUGGAGGAGCUCACAAAGAUGGGAGGGGCAAUGAGGACUGUACUGACAAAGAUCUUGACCAAUCAGCAAACAUUCAAGGAGUUGAGCAUGGGCCAAGAGGAGAAUUUGUAUGCUAAAAAGAACUAUGACAAGUAUUUGUCAGCAUUAAAGAAUUCAGGUCUGGUGUCUGUGGAGGAGAAAGCCCAAGGUGCUACUGCUGAUGUCAAUGUUGGGGCUGAAGGAGGUGCAGGAGCCAUGGUCCUAUUGGGGACCACUUCACCAGGGAGCCCAGAUGAGUCUAGUAAAGAGGAAGACCAAGAUGCAGGGCAGUCUGUUGGUCAAAGGAAGAGGGUUAAACUGAGUAGCAGUACCAAAGACCCGAGUAUUAUUGAAUCUCUAAAGCAUAAAUGCUUCUUGGAGGAGUUGCUGUUUUGGACGAUAAAAUAUGAGUUUCCUCAGAAGAUGGUCACCUUCUUACUAAACAUGUUGCCAGAUCAAGAUUACAAGAUCACUUUUACAAAAACAUUUGUUCAGCAUUAUGUGUUCAUCAUGAAAACACUGAUGAAAAGCCACGAGUCGGAUACCAUGUCCAACCGCAUUGUACAUAUUAGUGUGCAGCUGUUCAGCAACGAGGAGCUGGCUCGACACGUGACAGAGGAGUGUCAGCUGCUGGACAUCAUGGUCACAGUCCUCCUCUACAUGAUGGAGAGUUGCCUUAUCAAAAGUGAACUUCAAGAUGAAGAGAAUAGUCGUCAUGUUGUGGUGAACUGUAGUGAGGCGCUGUUGAAGAACAACACCUACUGGCCAUUAGUUAGUGAUUUUAUUAACAUCCUCUCACACCAAAGUGUAGCGAAAAAGUUCCUGGAGGACCAUUCACUGCUGAUGCUGUGGAUGAGCUUUGUGUCAUUUUUCCAGGGUAUGAACCUCAAUAAGCGGGAGCUGAAUGAACAUGUGGAAUUUGAGUCUCAGACAUACUAUGCAGCGUUUGCAGCAGAGCUUGAAGCCUGUGCACAGCCAAUGUGGGGUCUCUUAACACACUGCAAAGUCAAAGAGACACAGGAAUAUACUAAAACUGUGGUACGCUACUGUUUGGAAACCCUCCAGAUCUGGUUUGAUGCCAUUGGCUUCAUUGAUGAGCCUGCUCCAAAUCAAGUGACAUUUCACCUGCCACUGCACCGCUACUAUGCCAUGUUCCUCAGUAAGGCUAUAAAGUGCCAAGGUCUGGACUUGGACAGCCUCCUGCCUGACCAAGAGAUGCUUAUGAAGAUCAUGGUGCAUCCACUCCAAAUCCAGGCAUGCCUGUCAGAGAUCCACAGCAACAUGUGGGUCAGGAAUGGUCUGCAGAUCAAGGGACAGGCUAUGACUUAUGUGCAGUCACACUUCUGCAACUCAAUGAUUGACCCAGACAUCUAUCUGCUCCAGGUUUGUGCAUCGAGACUAGACCCUGACUACUUUAUCUCAAGUGUUUUUGAGAGGUUCAAAGUGGUUGACCUGUUGACCAUGGCGUCUCAGCAUCAGAAUGCCGUGUUAGACUCUGAGCAGGAGAGACCGAUGCUUGAAGGAGCACUGACCUUCCUGGUCAUACUGACAAGCCUUCGCAUCCAUUUGGGGAUGACAGAUGAUGAGAUCCUUCGGGCUGAGAUGGUCUCACAGUUGUGUAUGAAUGACCGUACACACAGUGCGCUGUUAGACCUUAUUCCUGAGAAUCCCAACCCAAAAAGUGGCAUUGUCCCAGGGAGCUGUAGUUUUGAGGAAAUGCUCUCUGCUGUGGCUGACUUCAAGGCUCCUGUUUUUGAGCCUGGAGGCUCUAUGCAGCAGGGCAUGUACACACCCAAAGCGGAGGUGUGGGAAAAGGAGUUUGACCCCAUCAUGGUCGUUCUCAGAACUGUCUAUCGGCGUGACGUCCAGUCAGCGAUGGACAGAUACUCAGCAUUUUUGAAGCAGUCUGGCAUUCACACUGGCAACCCAUGGCCACCUUACAAGGAGAGGACUCCUCUGCACCCAUGUUACAAAGGCCUAAUCAAGCUGUUGCACUGCAAGACACUGCACAUUGUGAUAUUCACUCUCCUUUACAAGAUAUGGAUGGAUCAUCAGAACAUGUCUGAGCAUGUGCUGUGCAUGGUGCUGUACCUGAUUGAGCUGGGCUUGGACAACCAAGUUCAAGAAAACAAGGAGGAUGAGGAGCCUUGCAUUGAGGAGCACUGCCAUGAUAGCUGGUUCCCUGGCACCAACCUCCUCUCCAACUUGCACCACGUCAUCAACUUUGUGAGGGUUCGGGUUCCUGAGACAGCCCCUGAGGUGAAGAGAGAGGCCCCUCCCAGCACCAGCACUGAAGCCUCCUCUUAUGGCCAGAACUCCAGGCGUCUUACAGGCAAUUGGAGAGAGAACCUACGUGAAGCUCAGGUGUUCAGCCUUGUGGCAGAGCGCAGGAGGAAGUUCCAGGAGAUAAUCAACCGCAGCAACACUGAAGCAACCCAGGUUGUCAGGCCCAAGAGCUCCUCAACACGCUGGGUCCCACCAGGCACACCCCCGCAGUUGGUAACAGAGAUUCUGGAGAUCCGCGAAAGCAUGCUGUCCCUCCUCAUCAAGCUCCACCAGAAGCUGUCAUCCAAACAGAACUCUCUGUCAGCGUCCUGGCUAGAGGAUAUGGACACGAGCCGUCACGCUCAUGGAGAUGGCAUUACAGCCAUUGAGCGCAUCCUCACCAAGGCAGCCACGCGCAGCUGCCAAAUCAAGCGUAGCAUUCAGGACAUUUGCGGAAAGGUGUGUCCUCCAGUGCCACCAAAGAAGAACAGUCCCACUGACAAGAAAGCCAUGGAUAAAGAAGAAAGGCGUCAGAGGGCCAGAGAGAGACAGCAGAAAUUGCUUGCUGAAUUUGCAUCCAGGCAGAAGAGUUUCAUGGAAACAGCUAUGGAUGUUGAAUCCCCUGACACUGAGGCAGCCAUGGAUCUAGGAGCAUCUGAAGUGAUGGAGUCUGAGGUUCUUUAUGACUGUGUGAUCUGUGGCCAAAGUGGACCAUCCACUGAGGACCGUCCCACUGGCCUAGUAGUUCUCCUCCAGGCAUCCUCAGUGCUCGGGCAUCGCUGCAAAAACAAAGAGGCUAAGAAUCUCCCAACGACUGAUGAAGAGCACAUCUACCCUGCAGACACGUGUGGAGUGGCACAUGAUGUCAGGCUCACGCUCAUGCAGCGGUUCUUCAAAGAUAGUUCUUGCCUGCAGUCUGUGUCAAUAGGUUGGGAUGGGGGUGUCUACGUCCAGACCUGUGGUCACACUUUGCAUAUAGAUUGCCACAAGUCAUACAUGGAGUCUCUGAGGAAUGACCAGGUCCUCCAGGGUUUCUCUGUUGACAAGGGUGAAUUUACGUGCCCACUCUGUCGACAGUUUGCCAAUAGUGUCCUUCCCUGUCGCCCUGGGCGGGGCACAGAGGCUGGUGCCUGGCACACACCCACAAACAAGAAGACAUGUGUGCUUGUAAAGGAGGUAGAAGAUCUUCAGGAGAAACUUGGCCUUUUCCCUACGGAGUCCAAUUUGAGUAAAGAGAUGGAGCUGGUUAUCAAAGACAUCAAGAACACCACUCAGAAGAAAUACAUGGACUACGGCAAGAACCCUGGCUCCCCUGACAAUGAUUUCCUCUUCAUGUACUCUGUGGCAAGGACCAACCUGGAGUUGGAGCUUGUGCAUCGGGGAGGAAACCUGUGUUCUGGAGGAGCCAGUGCAGCUGCCAAACGCUCAUGUCUCAAUCAGUUGUUCCAUGUGCUGGCCAUGCACAUGCGUCUGUACAGCAUUGAUUCAGCCUACAAUCCCUGGACUAAGCUGACUCAGAUUGCACAAAACAAAGAGGCAGACUUUGAUGAAGAGAGACCCGAGGUGCCCAUGCUGUUUCGAGACGUCCCGUCCCUCCUGAUUAUCUUUGUGCUAACGAUGCCUCAGCCUCUGCGUAAAGAACACUUUACCUGUGUGGUGAAGAUGCUGUACAACCUGCAGUUGACCCAGGCUCUGGCUGCUCUGUCAGCCAGGUUCAGCCCAGAGGAAAGACAGGCCUGGAGCACAUCUGGAGCUCUUAAGAAGAAUGCUGUGAAUGCUGAGAAGUCUUUUGAGGCGCUGCUCAGUCACGUUAUCAGUGAGCUUUCUAAGGACAAGAGCGUCUACAAGGUGAAUGUUGAAGAAACAUUAAUGCUGAGCUCCAGUGUGUGGUCCCCACAGUCUAUUGAGUUCAGCCUCCAGCAGUUCUGCCUGCCCUUCCUUCGCCUCUCCUGCCUCCUGCAGCAUCACCUUUAUGGAGACAACCUAACUGGCUGCUUGGAGGAGGAGGAGUUCUCGUCUUUGGCUGUGUGUUUGGGGCUCAUACCCUCUGCCCCUCAGCCUUCCAACACCGUGAACAGUGCCUCAUGUCUGGAGUGGGCGGUCAACGCCUUCGACUUGGUGACACAGUGGUGUGCUGAGGUUACAGGGCUCUCUCAGAUGCAGGCUGAGCAAUCAUUGACGUUGCUUGUCCAGGAUCCUCAGUGGGCAGCCCCUCGCCUUCUGCAGCUGCCUGACAACUACAAUAUCAUCUUCCAGUACUAUCACAGGAAGGCCUGCACUGCCUGCAAAAAGGUGCCAAAAGACCCUGCACUCUGCCUUGUUUGUGGCGCCUUCGUCUGUCUCAAAGGCCCGUGUUGCAAACAGCAGGGUAUCUGUGAAUGUGUUUUGCACUCCCAACAUUGUGGCGCAGCUACAGGCAUCUUUCUACUGAUAAAUGCCUCAGUCAUCAUCAUCAUCCGCGGACAUCGUUUCUGCCUGUGGGGUUCUGUUUACCUCGAUGCCCACGGAGAGGAGGACCGCGAUUUACGCCGUGGUAAGCCUCUCUUCUUAUGUGAAGAGAGGUAUCGAGUGUUGGAGCAACAGUGGGUUUCACACACCUUUGAUCACAUCAAUAAGCGUUGGGGGCCUCACUAUAAUGGACUCUAAGAUCUUCCAAAGUCCACUGAAAACAGCAACCCGUGACGGAGAAGAUUUUUUUUUCUGGCUUAUGUGUCUGCCUCGAUCAAAAUAUUUUGGAAUUCUUAAUGUGAUAAAUACAAACAUCCGGUGAGGGUUUCGCUGCCACAGCCUUGGUUCAUGUGAAGUUUGGUGUACAAUCAUGCCUAAAGAUUAACACGUGUGUGUGUUUAAGUGAUUUAUUGUGUGGUUUUCAACAGGGAAAAACAGAAUUCGGUAAGAUCAAAGUAAAAAGCACAACUUUGCCCAGAAUUGAAAUUGGUAAUGGAAUGGGCUUUUGAAGCCUAUCAUAUUUAUUUGGGUUAAAAAAAUAUAUAUAUAUAUAUCAAGUGCUGAAUGUCCCUGCAAAGUUUGAUUACUUUUUGCACCAUUUAUGAUGAUGUUAAUGCAUAUCCCUUUUAUUUAUCAAAAUGUGCUCUGCUGUGCUGGCAUGAGUUACAAGCUCCUGAUGAGUGUAGCGAUGUUAUUGCAAUGUGCACUCAUUGUCUGCUGACGUGAUGCUAGGCAGGACAAGUCCACCCAUCAACACACUAGAGUUUUUUUGCAAACAAGCGAAGGCUCUUUUUAUGGGUCUAGUUGCAAUCCAUCCUCAGGAAUUUAUUUUUUUUGUUUUUGUUUUUGCUGUUAAAAAUACGUUUUAGAUAUUUAAAUAAAUGCUGCUGCUCAUUGUUCAAGUAAGUAAUUUCAACUUUUGUGAAGAAUUUUUUUUUUUUUCUAAGGUUGUGCUUUGAGUUUACAGUAGAUGGCUGGGAACGUUGACUCAAACUCACUUUAAUGUUUAAGGAGGUAUGCGGUCACAUCAUUACGCUUGCUACAGUUCUUGUAGUCCUGCCCUAUCUGUGCUUUUCUGUUUCUGGUUGGUUCUAAAGAAGAACCUCAAAUGCCAACUCUAAAGACAGCUAAAAUUACAACCUGGUCUAAAAUUCACUGUCACUGCUCCACAAAAAUCCUGAAGUCAAACACAGAAUUUAAGUAGCAUAUUUUUAAAGGAAUGUCAUUGCACAGAUUCAGUGUCCUGCUGCACUGGCAGAGCUGAAGGCCAUAUGAGAGCUGAAAUAUUGGCUCUGUCAAAGUAUUCUCUCAAGAUAUGAAACACAAUAAAAGGUAAGUUGCUUUUGACAAGAAAUGCCAAUACUCUUCAUCCUUCUGUGCUGUCAGAAAAAGUUUUCUCCUUUAUGCUUUUGAUUGUUGAGUCAUAACUGCAGUACAGAACAUUUAUUGUGAUGACUAUCCCUCACUUAUGCAUCAUCUAGUUGUGAUUUAUAGUUGCAUUCCAACAUUACAAGAUUAUCAGACUUGAUUAUCUGUUAUACACUGUGCAUGACAUCCUUUAAGCCACUGUUAUUUAAGUGUCUUAGCCACUUAAUUUUCUGAUUAUCAUCUUAUUUUUUCUGGAAGAGAGGAAAUUUAUCCAGUCGUGCCUGCAAGAUUAAUUACAAUUUUUUUUUCCGAGUGAUAAACAGCGUACCGGUUUUGAAAUGCUGGGCUGCACUAAGGAUUCUUUAAGGAAUGAGCUAACACUUGAAAAACUUCCUCCUGAAUUCAUGCAUGCUGCUUUUCUGUUUACUGAGUUUCUCCUCUCUUCUUUAUUUUGCAGUACCCACUUUGUAAAUGACCGCAACCAAAUAGCCAAUGAGUAAUGGGUGUAAAUUGUAACUGAAAGCUCUUGUGUGUUCUCCUGUAUGAAUGAAGAGAGAAUACAGUAUAUUACUGUAGGUGCUGACUCAAACUUUCUGAGUUUGACCAGAAAGUGUGACUUGGACAUUUAAUGCAAAAUGUAACAUAUGUGAAUAAAAUAUAAACACAGUGA
This is a messenger RNA of Lates calcarifer (barramundi perch), 7872 nucleotides long. RefSeq names its product ubiquitin protein ligase E3 component n-recognin 3 (gene ubr3). The coding region runs from base 468 to 6032 and encodes 1854 amino acids. Lineage: Eukaryota; Metazoa; Chordata; Actinopteri; Centropomidae. Gene Ontology annotation, biological process: ubiquitin-dependent protein catabolic process via the N-end rule pathway; protein ubiquitination. Gene Ontology annotation, molecular function: ubiquitin protein ligase activity; zinc ion binding. The record is from RefSeq and is a predicted model, not a curated record. Gene Ontology annotation, cellular component: cytoplasm; ubiquitin ligase complex. The transcript is spliced from 40 exons.